Messenger RNA from Xiphophorus hellerii (green swordtail), 2297 nucleotides. RefSeq names its product GDNF family receptor alpha 4a (gene gfra4a). Lineage: Eukaryota; Metazoa; Chordata; Actinopteri; Cyprinodontiformes; Poeciliidae. The transcript has 8 exons. Bases 700 to 2007 code for a protein of 435 amino acids. Gene Ontology annotation, molecular function: signaling receptor activity. Gene Ontology annotation, biological process: nervous system development. The record is from RefSeq and is a predicted model, not a curated record. Gene Ontology annotation, cellular component: signaling receptor complex; external side of plasma membrane.
ACACGGGCUGCCUCUCAGGUCGGAAAGCGCAAAAGAAGACAAAGCAGAAGAAGAAGAAGAAGAAGAAGAGGGGGAGAAUCGGAGAAAGAAACCGACGCGCCAGUGAUUCAGUGAUUCAUCCGCAGUUUCCAGGCUGCGCGCAGGUGGAGGCGAAGAGGAGAGCAAACAGCCGCUCGGGACGGAUCUGAUGAAGCAGUCAGGGAUGUUCAAUAGGCGCAAGAUUUGAAACAAAAUAUCAUUUUUAAACCACAUAUAUAUAUAUAUAUAUAUUUCUUAAUUUUUAUAUAUAUAUAUAUAUAAAAUUUCCAGCAUCUCUAUUGAGAAUUUCGGAGCUACAAUCGCCUUCCAGACAGGAAAUAAAAGAAAAAACGAGCAAAAAAAAAAAAAAAAGUUUGACUCCUUUAAAGAAAAAGGAAAAAAAGAAAAGAUGCUGCUCAGCUCCGCUGCUGUUUUUUCACGCACUGCUGUGGAUUUCAGCGUCAGCGUAAGUGGCCAGUCAUCACUUGAGAAAUAGCUCCGAUUCUUUCGCUCUUUAAUUUCGGUGCCAAUUACAGCAGAAGGAGGGGAGCCCUGCUUUUUUUAAAAAAAAUUAUUAUUCCAAUUAUUCUUUUUUUUAAAUAUUGUUAUUAUUAUUAUCCUCAUCGCGGCGCAACGCCUGUCUCCUUGGCCGGGAUUUGCAUCCAUCUGAAUUACUCCGUUAUGGACUUCCUCGGACUGUACUUUCUUCAUCUGGCUCUCAUCGGAGUCCCACACGCGGUUCUCUCCGCAGGCGGGAGGGACUGCCUGCACGCCGGAGACACCUGCUCCAGCGAUGACACCUGCAGCCCUCGACUGCGUACCCUCAGGCAGUGCGUGGCGGGAGAUGGCAGCAUGAAGCUGGGGCCCGGGGCGCGGAGCCAGUGCGAGAACGCCAUGACGGCGCUGCUGUCCACCCCUCUGCACGGCUGCCAGUGCAAACGAGGGAUGAAGAGAGAGAAGAACUGCCUGAGCAUUUACUGGAGCCUUCACCAGUCGGUGCUGCACGGACUGAGUCUGGUGGAGAGCUACCCCUAUGAGCCAGAGGAGAGAGGCUCCGACUACGUUCGUCUGGCUUCCAUCGCUGCAGAGUCUGAGGUAACGACAGUGAACCGCUGCCUGGAUGCCGCCAAGGCGUGCAACAUAGAUGAGACGUGUCAAAAGCUGCGCACGGAGUACGUCUCGUCCUGCAUCCAGCCGUCGGCCCGCUCGGGGCCAUGUAACCGACCAAAGUGCAACAAGGCGCUCAGGAAGUUCUUUGACCGCGUUCCCCCCGACUACACCCAUGAGUUGCUGUUCUGUCCCUGCACCGACACAGCCUGCGCCGAGCGCCGCAGGCAAACCAUUGUGCCGUCCUGCUCGUAUGAAGAAAAGGACAAGCCUAACUGCCUGGCUCAGCUGCGAGACUGCAAACAAGACUACGUGUGCAGGUCCCGCUGGGCACAGUUCCAGUAUGACUGCGAAGCGUCCGAGCACAGCGCCAGUGGCUGCAAGAGGGAGAAUCAUGGAUCAUGUCUACUCGCAUACACUGGCUUGAUAGGAAGCACGAUAACUCCCAACUACCUUGACAACUCCACUUCCAACGUGGGACCCUGGUGCUCCUGUGCAGCAAGUGGCAACCAUAGGGAACAAUGCAAUGACUUCUUGGCCUUUUUCCAUGACAACGUUUGUCUGAAAAACGCCAUCCUAGCAUUCGGGAAUGGAUCUGACGUGAAAACGGGUGCCAGUCAGCCUGGGAUGUCAAGUCCGGCGACGGACAGCCACAGUCCGCACCUGGCAACCACCGCCCCGGGCGUCUCCAUGGAAACAGAGCAGAACGUUCUGCGAGCACAGAUACCUACUCAGGUAAAUGGGAAUGACAGACUGUGGGGCGAAGAGGCAGACUCCACUCUUCCCUCUCCGGGCCUUUUGGAUCAUGGCCCUGAGCCCGUCCAUCUCUCUAUGCUGCUCAUCCUGGGCUGGCCCAUCCUGGUGCUGCUCUCCCAGCCGUAGGAGGCGUCCCUUUAAUGACCUUUAUGGACUGCGCUGUUCAGAGCCGACAGGGAGGAGGGUUGGGGUGCGAGAGAGAAACGGCCAUUCCCGAGUGUCCGACGACGGUGUGGGGGGAAGAAGAGUGAGCUCUGUCCUGCCCCACUCCCCUCUCCCUGUCACACACCAGAAACCCACCUAAUCUUUUUGUGAAUCAUGACUCAAGAGUCGAUGUGUUGUGAAGGAUGCGUCAUGGAAAGGACCACAGGAGAGGGUGUCACCACUGCACCACAGAGUUGGGAAGGGGGUAGGGG